GAAACCUGCCCAACACCAGCCUUUCAACUCCACCUGCCAGCGACACCGUCGCAUUUAGGAUAUUUUCAUCCACAAUUUUAUGCCACAUAUCCGCUUGUUUGCAUGGCCGCUGAUGGGCUGCGGGACAGAAUGGGGAUUGUCGUCGGUAUCAUCCCGCAGCCCAGACCUGCUUACCCGGGGCUUUCUGGCCUCAGUACAUUAGCUAGCGAACAGACAUUUUUUCUGACCAGAAGCCCUUGGAAUGCUUCUGCUGCUAAAUGAUGGUAAAGGAUUUCAUGAACAACAAACAUGAGGUUUCCCUCGGCUUGACUGUAACGAUGAGAAAGGCAGUGCUGCGGCGGAUCGACAGGGUUUCCAAAAACUACGACCAGGAUAUGAUCCACAGGGCGUCUGCUGGUGUCUGUCAGCUCCAAGAAACGAUGAGUUUACAGAUGCUUAGGCAGAAUACUACUGCCUGCGGCUUAUAAAAUCAAGAUUGGAAAUCCGAGUUGACAUCAGACCCACCAGUAAACCCUAUGUGAACAGUGAUGAACCCACAUCCUGUACUGUCACUGGGACUGGGGAUCUACUGGCACGAGCUUCUGUGGAAAACACGGAGACAUGACAUGCACAAGAAAAAAGAGGAAACGCAGCUUUGGCUUCUUUAAAGCCUUUGUCUUAUAAAAGGAUUCCGCAGCAGGCUUUCCCAAAUACCUUUUACAAAUACUUGGACCAUUGACACAGUCGGGUGCUGCUGUGUUUCUUAUUAACCAAUUGUUUCCGGUCACUCAUUUUUCAGUGGGAACAGCCAGGUGGAUCGCUGUAGUCCGUAUUUCAUGUAGACUGCAACAGACGGCCUGCAUGCCAUAGUCUGGAGGACAAGCAGCCCACAGCAGGCUCUGGGGAGGAUCAGGAAGUGAGACGACACAAUACACCACCAAAGGGGCCCUGCUCGAAAUGGGGCAAUGUGGAUUAAGGUGGUCUUGUUCCUUGUGAAUUGCAAAAAAGAAGCAACCACGAGGACGAAGGAACAAUUAGCAGACGGAGGAGGUGGUGGGGGAGUGGUGGCUUUGGUGAUUGAAGAACAGGUGGAAUGGGUGGGGGGGCAUUCAGGAUGGCAAAUGGAAACGAGAGCGGCGAAGGGCCUGCUGGGCCCAUGGCGGCAGUGGUGGCUACUGCAGGAGGUAUGGUAGCAGAGAGUCCAUCCUCGGCUGUCAGUACCUAUAUCAAACUGGUGCUAUUGGGGCUGAUCAUCUGCAUUAGCCUUGUGGGCAACCUGGUGGUGUCUCUGCUUGUACUGCGGGACCGGGCCCUGCAUAAGGCACCUUAUUACUUCCUGCUGGACCUGUGCCUGGCAGACACCAUUCGCUCAGCCAUCUGCUUCCCCUUUGUACUAGUGUCUAUAAAGAACGGCUCAGCCUGGACUUACAGUGUGCUGAGCUGCAAGGUAGUGGCCUUCAUGGCAGUGCUCUUCUGCUUCCAUGCCGCCUUCAUGCUGUUCUGCAUCAGCGUAACACGCUACAUGGCAAUUGCGCACCACCGCUUUUACUCAAAGCGUAUGACAUUCUGGACAUGUGUGGCAGUGGUGUGCAUGGUUUGGACGCUGUCUGUGGCGAUGGCAUUCCCACCUGUCUUUGACGUGGGCACCUACAAAUUCAUUCGAGAGGAGGACCAGUGCAUCUUUGAGCAUCGCUACUUCAAGGCUAAUGAUACACUAGGCUUCAUGUUAAUGCUGGCUGUACUCAUUCUAGCCACACAUGUUGUCUACAUGAAGUUACUCCUCUUUGAAUACAAGCACCGCAAAAUGAAGCCAGUCCAGAUGGUGCCAGCCAUCAGUCAGAACUGGACCUUCCAUGGGCCGGGGGCUACUGGCCAAGCAGCAGCCAACUGGAUUGCAGGCUUUGGCAGGGGCCCCAUGCCACCCACUUUACUGGGAAUCCGGCAGAACUUGCACAACCAGAACCGGCGUCUGUUGGGCAUGGAGGAGUUCAAAGCAGAGAAGCAGCUUGGCAGGAUGUUCUAUGUGAUCACCCUGCUGUUCCUGGUGCUCUGGUCUCCCUAUAUAGUAGCAUGUUAUUGGAGGGUGUUUGUCAAGGCUUGCACAAUACCACACCGGUACCUCUCCACCACUGUGUGGAUGAGUUUCGCUCAAGCCGGGGUCAACCCUAUUGUUUGUUUCUUCCUUAACAAAGACUUGAAGAAAGGGCUCCUUUCCCAUCUACCAGCCUGCUGCAGGACUAAACCUCAUCUGCCACGAGAGCCUUAUUGCAUCAUGUAAGCAGAGAUGAUGAUCUAAACAUGGAGAAAAACCAAGGGUCAACCAACAGAUUUGUUGUGGGAGUGUUUGCUGAAGUUAUUGUUGUGUUUGAUUCGAUGCAAGCUAAUUUUAAGCAGUGGCUGCACACUAGUGAGUGUAGUGGUAAAAACACUGGAAUGGUGAGCAUGUAUUUCCAUCUACCAAUCCCUUUUCACUCAAAACAAAAGCAUAAAUGGAGUCAGAUAUUGACUUUUGAUACCAAGAAAAAUACUUUAACAGCAAAACAUGCAAAUAAUAAUGCAGCCUUGUGGAAACCAAGCCAGACAAAUAGCCACCGACAAAUUACAUAAGCUGCUUCAUAAAGAAUGUGAAAAGGAUGUUUUUAGUUGUUUUGGAGACAUAAAUAAUCCUAAAAGAGAAAAAAAAGCAACUUUUCUAGUCUAAAACUAAAUUUUCCUAACAUGCUGGAUUAGCCAGAUAUUGUUCUUUAUAUAGUGACAAUAGAGAAACAAGAGGAAAUGAGGUAGGGAGAUGCAACAAAGAUUCCUGGCCAGAUCUGACAGAUGAAUUUUAGAUCUUGACAACAUUACUUAAAAAAAUAUAAUUAAGAGGAUCUGUGAGCUUAAUGUUUUAAUUUUUGGACACAACUCUCUAUCCAAAGACAGUCUCAUUUUGUUCACUUAUUUACCCAUGUGGAGAAACAAAGGUUAAGUUUUUAUAAUCAGUUAUCUCAAUUUACAAUAUCAGUUACAUAAGUUGGGAAUCAGUUGAAAUUAUAAAACACAUUAUGUCACAUUCUGGGUAUAAAAAUCAAAUCUGUUAAGUCUUCAGAAAAUGGGGGGAAAUGUGAACUUGGUGGAGGAAACAAAGGCAGCCUCGAAAAUUCUGGGGACUCAGGCACUAGUUAGAUGGUUUAAACUGAUUUUAGGUUUGUAAUGAUAUAUAAGUGCUCCUAUGAAUGCCCUUCAAUGAACGAGGAACAUAUUACUUUUUCUUUUGUCUGAAGCAAGUACAUCAGUGGCAGGAACUCCCAAGAAGUGCUGCACACCAGCUUCUAUGACUAUGAUGAUGUAUCUUUAUUUUUUUUAAUUAUUAUUUUAUUAUCUAUUAUUAACUUAUUCAUACAACAAAAAUACCCAAUAAAUUGUGGGCUGUACUAAACAUUGUUUUAAAUGCUGAUGCUACUGAGCCUUUAGUCUUUGCUUUUCCUAAAUUUCAGUUAUGUGAUGCACCCAUCAGAUGAUUCCUGUCUGAAAUCUCUUACUCACCACAGAGUAACCAACGACAUGUUCAUUCAUACAACUGAGUGAUUGAGGGAAUGAUUUCUGACAGUCCAGCAGCAAUCAAAUCUUGAUUGCAAUCCAAACUGUUUAUUAUUAAAACUGUCUGUUGGAAAUCAGAGAAAAAAGAGCUGCACAAGACUGAGGAGGAGAAAUGUGAUGAUAGAUUAAUAAGCCAAAGCAAAACAGACACUGCAAAGUAAAUGUAAGUUUUGGAAGAAAGAAUGUGGCAUGACAUAACAGACAUGAGAAAGUCUACAUGAUUUUCUGUUGCCAGUCCUCUUAGCAAAUUUUCAUUGUGUGUCAAUGAAAAAAACUUCCAUCUGUGCAAGUGAUGGAACCCUAAAACAUUUUGUUGUCCUUGUUCGACUGCAAUAAGGAAUUCUUUUCAGGCUUGGAAUAAACCUAUACACAAAACCUAAUUUGUAUAGGAAUUUUCCCUAAGGGACAAACCAUGAGUUACAUCUGUAAAACAAUUUUUACUGGAGAGAAAUGAAGAAAAUCUUUUCUGGAGGGACUACAUAACAGGGCGCUGAUAACUGUAUCUAGGUCUUCAAUCACUUGUUCAGGGACAGUUUCUUUCAAAGCCACAUUUGUAUCAUGUGAAAAACGGUAUAUAUCAAGUGAAAUGUGAAAUACACAACCAAAGCACAGGCCAGACUGUCUCCCCUACCACAGACAGGAGUGUUUUUCAUUCACAUUAAUUUCCUGUCAACUCUGAGUUUAGCCAUCAGGAUGUUUUUGAUAUUUCAACAGCUCCACAGGGGCUUAAUCACAUACCUUGGUUUUACUGCUGUAAAAGGAGCUUCAUACAUUUGUAGCAGCCACCUGUUGGGGGUUGAUAUAAAAGCCCGUAUCUGUCCAUUUCAGGAAUUUUGAGAUCAAAAUGAUGAGAUACUAAAUUAAAAUCAACUUUUCUAAGCCAUCAAAAGUAAGAGACAAAGUCAAAAAUUCACCUUGCUAUGUUAGACUGAUUAGAAAUUAAGGCAAAAUUAUGAGAUAAAUCAAAACUUUAAUUAAUCAUUGUAAAGCUGUGAGGUGAACAGCACAACUACGCUGUUUAACUCACAAAAUGGAGCAGUGCUGGAACUAGCUCGCAAGAUUACAAGAUAAAUCUGGAGUGAAUAUACUUCAUAUUUAGAUCAUACAGUAGAGCUUAGGUGAAAUUAGAUUUAAAUCAUCGUUAUUUCACGUACUGAAGGGAUGAGGAUGUACAUUUACUGCUUUGUUUUUGUACAAAUCUAGAUAAAUCAAUUAAUUCUUUCUUGUUUCUCUCUGAAAAGGAUUUGUAACUUGAAAUGGAGUGUAGGUGGAAGUAAAGGACAGGGCACAGAAAUUGUAAUUUGUCAGUGAAUGUCUGAAAACAUGAUACAGUCCCUAAGAUUGAGGGGAAAUGGUGUGUUUUAUGGUUUGAUGUGCCCCUUUGUCUCUGUCAUGGCAUAUCUGACACAACCAAUAACACAAUGCCACAGAGAAUCGCUAAUCUUAUUUUUAUUUUCAGAAUUAUGGCCUUACUCCAUAAAAAUGUCAAACCAAUGCAACAAAGAGUAGAGAAAUGUGUCUCCUCUUUAUGCGCUGAAGUCGUUCAAAAAAGAAGAAACAGAACACUGUGUACACUAGUGACAUUUAGAAGACUUGUUGCUUUUCCCAUCAAACCCUGGGGGGACUGUGGUCAAGGACAGCUGAUGGGGAAAAAAUGAACAUUCACAGUAGUAGAAAUGACUUUUCUAUUGCAGUUUGAUGAUCUGUGUGAACCCCGCUCUGGAUUUUUGUGGAACUAUUUUUCUCAGCUGUUUUCCUCUCUGAUAUCAUCCUGGGGAAUGAAAGAAAAAUGACUGGUCUUUCCAUUUUCAUUUCUGAGACAAAGCCAGAGAAAAGUGUGGAUUCACAGUUGAUGCUUGAGAGGCCUGACAGUGCUUUUUUUUAGUUGCCUCAGGCAAAUUAUCUUUUGUAAAUUUACUGUGACCUCUGUACUAUUUAGUAUGUAUUAUAUUGACAGCAAACUAACUUUGAAAUGCAAGAGUUCCUGAUCAUUGUAUUUUUACUGUGACUGUGUGCGUGCGUGCGUGCGUGUGUUGCUAUUGGCAGGUAUAAAGGUGUGUUUGUGUAAGAUAAUGGUUUCAUGGAUGACACAGGAAAGCAAGAGGGAAAAUACUGAACAGAUACCUAUUGCAUUUUGAAGAUAUCAUUCCUGCAAAUGCUUCCUCAGUAUUUCUCAUGUUGACCCUUUUUCUGAUACAAAGAUCUGAAUGUGUUUUCAAACCAAUGAAGUUUACUAUAAGUCCCUUUUUUUUUAAAAACAAAUUAGAUUAUUAUUACUUGGAGUGGAUUUGUCUGUACAUAUUUAGGGACAAAAAAGCUUGAGAUAAAGCAUCCAGACAGGCCAAAUAUGACUGCAUACACUCGCGUCUUUCUGAAUCUUUCAUUGAAGAAUUAAUACAUAAAAAAUUAUGUCAAGCUACAGUUUUCAUGAUGAUAAAUAACCAAAAUUGUACAAACAAAGCACUUGACAGUUUCACUUUGACAUCCAAUCAGCAGGAUAAAACCAAAUUAUUCAGCUUGAAUCACCAUCAUUCCUAUCAGUCAUAACAACACUAUACUUCCCAGCUGCACUGCUGAGACCUGUGAACACAAUGACAUCACAGUCUGGAAGGUCAAGAAACAAGAGCAAUCAGAUAAUAAGACAGGUUGGAAACAAAGCAACAGAUAAGUCAAACUUACUUGGAAGAGAAAACAGAAGCAAACAGUAAAAUUAUCUCCAGAAUUAUCUGUUGUAAACAUCUACCACACCUUACAGACCCACUUUUUGCUUCAACUUGGACCUAGUUUACCUGGCUGACACUUAGGGUACAGUUACUCUAAUUUUGACCUCCAAAUAUAGUGGUUUAGGUAACCUGGAUAAACUGUUGGUUUCCAGCCUGUCUGAUCAUUCACUCGUGUUUCUUCUCGUCAGACUUUUGUUGUCGCCGUGUUCCCAGAGCUAAGAUGUAACCAAUAGACAUGACUUCUCAAAUUACAAAGAAAUAAAACCUAAGUUAUAAUUAACUGGAAUUAUGCUUUAAUGUUUGCCUUUUGUCUCAAAGUUUGGCUCUCUAAUGGCCUGGUCACACCAGAAAUUAGCAGUGUGUGAGACUUUUGUUGCACUUAUCAAGCAGCACUAGAGAUUAACUUUCACAACAAAAUAUAGUUAGACAACAGCUUCAUACGGUAUCUCAAAAUAGCUGAAGGUCUUUUUUACUGCAGGUUUUAAUCUGACAGAAUUAUUUUAUAAAACUGAACAAGCUAGUAUGGAGCUCCCAAUGUCCCAAAAGAUGUUUUUUUCUUAUCUUGAUAGUAGAUUGUGCAAAAGAAAAUAAAUUAUGUGUGUGCUCAAGAUUUUAAAAAAUAUCAUAUUUCAGGACUUUUGAAGCUUCGUGAGGAAGCUCCCUCCAUUUAGGACACUGCAGCAUGAUGGCCCUUUUUUAGGUCAGCAAAGUCGAAGAUGACCAACAAUGGCAAACUUGCUUGUUUACAAAAGUUGAAUAAAAUUGAAUCUAAUAGAUGUAAUAAUUCCAUUUUAAUUAAACACAAUUUGGUGUGAAUUGUUUGCUGUCAUGAAUGCUGUUGGGACUGGGCCCCAGCAGUAAAUUUGAUGACUGAAUUUCCAAAUUAGUCUGGUUGUUCUGCUUUGUUACUGUGAUGUGGUAAACACGCACAGUAUCAGAAAUCACAAUGACAAGGUAUCACAGCAGCUAUCUACAGUGUAUCUUUGAGUGUCUUAGAGAGGUUGCCAGGCCUAUGAAUUCUCCAGAAAGUGUUUAAUUUUAACCUUAAUCGUUAAAAGAAAAGAUUUAAUUUCCAUGCGUCCUGAAGUAUGAUAUCAUACAUAAAAAAUACCGAGAGGUUUAAAGGAUGUAAAAGGAAUUUCUACUGACCACUGAAAAUCAUGGAGGCUAUUCAGACGCUCUAGUUUCCCUUUGUUCUGUUUUUUUUUAAGUGUUUGGGCUAUUACGCAUGUAUCUGGCAAUUUAUGAUUUUUGUUGUUGAUUUGUAAUGAAAAUAAAUUUCAUUUGAAAUGAUCAGAACAUUAUUAU
This is a messenger RNA of Xiphias gladius (swordfish), 7589 nucleotides long. It is a transcript of the gene gpr173, whose product is annotated as G protein-coupled receptor 173. Gene Ontology annotation, biological process: G protein-coupled receptor signaling pathway. The record is from RefSeq and is a predicted model, not a curated record. The transcript has 2 exons. Gene Ontology annotation, cellular component: plasma membrane. Lineage: Eukaryota; Metazoa; Chordata; Actinopteri; Istiophoriformes; Xiphiidae. Bases 1073 to 2257 code for a protein of 394 amino acids. Gene Ontology annotation, molecular function: G protein-coupled receptor activity.